AAGUGUGAGAAUGCCUGAACCCGCAAAAUCCGCGCCCAAGAAGGGCUCCAAGAAAGCCGUGAGCAAGACCGCCGGCAAGGGCGGCAAGAAGCGCCGCAGGACAAGGAAGGAGAGCUACGCCAUCUACGUGUACAAGGUGCUCAAGCAGGUGCACCCCGACACCGGCAUCUCGUCCAAAGCCAUGGGCAUUAUGAACUCCUUCGUCAAUGACAUCUUCGAGCGCAUCGCCGGCGAGGCGUCCCGCCUGGCUCACUACAACAAGCGCUCCACCAUCACCUCCAGGGAGAUCCAGACCGCCGUCCGCCUACUGCUGCCCGGGGAGCUGGCCAAGCACGCCGUGUCCGAGGGCACCAAGGCCGUCACCAAGUACACCAGCUCCAAGUAAAACAAGCUGCUCCAGCUUCAACAACUCAAAGGCUCUUUUAAGAGCCACCCACCUUGUAUCAAAGAGUUAACCUGCACCUGCAGAAAUUUAAUCGGAGUUCAAAUCACUGAGUUUAAUUUGAACAGAGACAAACUCUUACAGAAAAAAAGAAAUAGGUGUCAUGCUGUGUCUUAACUCUAACAAGCCAGUUCUUCACUCUACAGUUUCCCUCCUCCUUCACAGCACUUUCAUACCUG
Molecule: messenger RNA, 621 nt
Organism: Myripristis murdjan (pinecone soldierfish)
Lineage: Eukaryota; Metazoa; Chordata; Actinopteri; Holocentriformes; Holocentridae
Product: histone H2B 1/2
Exons: 1
Coding region: 11-385 (124 amino acids)
Cellular component (GO): nucleosome
Molecular function (GO): protein heterodimerization activity; structural constituent of chromatin; DNA binding
Source: RefSeq, a predicted model, not a curated record